AGUUUAUUUCUAAUGAGAGAGCCAGUUGUGACCGUGAUAAGGAAAAACUCCUUGGUAUGGAGUUGGUAUGAGAAAGAAACCUUGAGAGGAACCAGACCCAAACCAUCAAAACCUUUCUGCAUUUUAGGUCUUUAUCAAUUUCUUGAGGACCAUAAAAAUCCCAAUCAUUUGAUGUCCUUUUUAUGUUUACAGGACAUUUCUUCUGUCCUUACUGCAAUUAUUCAGGACUUUUCCCCUGUUUUCCUCCCCGUGUUUUAUAUCAAUUUAUUGAAAAAUCCUAAAUACAAUGUGUUUAUUUGGGUCGUUUCAUAUUUCUUCGCACCUUCCAUAAAUGCAUUGCUUAUACACACUUGGCGCGCGUGCGUGUGUGUUGUGAUUCAGAUAGCUCGUAGUGAUGGCAGGCCUACGUGGAGCACAUGAACAAAUGGGGCGGGCAGGCGCGAGCACGAGCGCGAGCCAUGACAUCACUUUUCCUGCCUGCGCGAGCCCCAAACACGGCCGAGACACGACGGACCAAACAUCCGGAGUGAGCGCGCGCACUCGCCCGUGAAACAUGGCCACGCUCUGCGAGCUCCACCGAGCGCUCCGGGGCGUCUCUUAGUCCGGGAUAUCUUCACCCACCCGCCUGCCUGCCUAGCGAUCUCCGGUGCUGUGCAUCUUAAGGUAAAGAUGAUGUCCGAGGAGACCCAACACCGAGCGCUUGAGGAGGACCUAGAGUCAGAGGAGGGUGAUCUGGAAUCAUAUUUGGAGGAAGAGAGCAGCAGCGAACUCCUGGAGCGUGUCAGAGAGCUUCAAGCUGAGAACUCUGCUCUUUCCCUCGCCAAUGAGAGCCAGAGAGAAGCUUAUGAAAGAUGCCUGGAUGAAGUAGCCAAUCAUGUCGUCCAAGCCUUGCUCAACCAAAAGGAUCUGCGGGAAGAGUGCAUCAAGUUGAAAAUGCGAGUGUUUGAUUUGGAGAGGCAGAACAGAACACUGUGUGAACUCCUCCAAGAGAAACUGCACAAUCAGUCAUGUGUACAUCAGCAGACUGGGUCCUGCUUGGAACACAUUUCUGAACUACAGCACACUGAUUCAAACAAACAGAAUGAAACUCAGAGGAAUGCACAGUCCAAGGGAAAUGGAGAGUGUGCACAAACCUGCUUUCCUGAAACCCAAAGCUCUACCACCUCAAUGGACGCCUUAUCACCUUUUAUGAAAAAGAAAGCACACAUUUUGGAAGUCUUACGCAAGCUUGAAGAGACGGAUCCUCUACGCUACCAUCGUUCCUCUGGCAUCUCUUCCCUCUGUGAAUAUAGCCAAGCUCUGGUCUCUAAGGAUGCGGUGUUGGCUUGCAGAGACAACUUGCCUCGGUGCAAUAUAACUAAAACGAAUUGUCCCCAUUCCUGUUCAGAUGUUUGUAUCAAUGGAGCAGAGCACAAUAGUGUAAAGUGUGGAAGCUGUAACACAUGUCUAAUUCUAUCCAAUAAGGACUCGUUCAGUUUAGCCAACAGUAGCCACAAUUGUUGCACUUCAAAUACAAUUACUAUCGACAACCUCAACCUGGCUCCGCCUGAAUUCCAUAAGAGUCAAGACCUACAGAGCCACGUGAAGCCUCCUACGGGUACUAGUGAACUCCUAGUAAUCAGGAAGUCUGCUGAUUUGUCUAUUUCGUCUGAAAAAGUUCUUGAACCAUCCAAUGAGCUUUUAGCAACAGCAGCCCCUGACUCUUAUUCUAACUUGGCAGUACCUGAAAGAGACCUUAAUAGAGUGCCUGAUCAUGCACCAGCUAAUUCUACACUGUCAGAGAAAGAGACUAGAGAUAAAAACAGAAUAUCAGAUGUCAGGUUAUCAAAAAGUAGCAACACCACCAGUGAACAAAUUAGUCAUGAAAGUACAAACGAUACAAGUACUCUGGAAACAGACUUUAAGCACUUAAAAACUGUUUUACCACAAAAGCUUGAGAAGGUUACAGAUGCUGAGGAAUUUCUGCAGAUUGUUGAUUCUGAUGUCCAGCCAGUCACCCCAAAGUUACCUAAUCUUGGUUUUAAGGACAACCUCCAAGACACAUAUAGUGAGAUUAAAAGUCAUGAACCUUUGCAUAAAGGGCUGCUGUUUUCUCCCAAUGAGAAUCAUACAGCAUCAAAAGUACUAGAUGAGAUAUGUGUCCCUGUGAAGGAAAGCACAUCGCAAGACCUUCAGGCUGAUGGUACUAAACUUGUGAACCCCAACCAGGUAUGCAUCAGAGAGGUCAAGUCUUCCCCUUCAAAACUGCUCAAGUUUCUUAAGAUUCCCACUCUCGGGGAGCGUGCCCCAGUAGCCAAUCCUCCCCGUCUUAGCCCUCAACUAACACGCAGCUCAAAGAUCCCAUGUCGCAGUAACAACUAUGAAGUGCAUCAUUCACCUGUUCCUACCCGCAAAGCAACCACAGCAGAAAGGCAAAAACAGCCACCCUGUCCCAAAUCAGAGCCGUAUCCAUCCACACAUUCUGCACCAACCUCUCCACCGCUAUCUGAUGAUCCACCUCCAGUGGUGCCAAAAGAGCUUAACUGUGGCAUACCUAAAAGUAGUCGAGGAUGCAAACCUACAGCAACUGCCUACUCACAAAAGACACCCCAGAAAAUACCACACUAUGAAAAUAUUCCUGAUCUCUCCAGUGCUGGUGGAUCAGAUAUAUCCAAGGUUCUUGGAGAGGUGAGCUCUGCACUCCGUUAUGCCAGCUCGAACACAGAGAAAGUCAAAGGAAAGAUAGGAAACCUUGGACUAGAAAGGCCCAUAAGUUUCAAAUCUCAAAAGGACACUUCACAAGGAUCUGACUUCUCAGAUCAAGAUGAGAGCCCAGAUAGCCCUGUAUGGCAUAAGCAGGCCAACCAUCGCAGUUUGCCUACUCAGUCAUCUUCACAGAAGUCACAAAUGAGUGGCAUGCGGUCCAGAAGCCAAGAAAAAAACGAGUUGGUGAAAGACAUACAAAGUGCAGGUUCACCUAUUAAAAAGAAUGAUCCACCACCCAUUCCUAAGAAGACGGGUGUGGGCCGACAGCUGGGUGAAUCAAGCCAUUCCUUCAAAGAAAGACUAGCUGCACUUGGCAAGUUGAGGAACACAGAAGAAUCCGCUUGCUCGCAGGCAAAUGAUAAAAAAGAAACGCCUCCUCGAACCAGUGACAAAAGCAAAACUGUUGACUAUGAAACUGAAGAACAAACACUUUUAAAUAAUACAGAUUCUGUUGAAGAAAAAUCAUAUGUUUCGAGUCAUAUGGACAGUGCUCUCUCCAAACUUUCUGACCAAGGCAUCAAAUCAAUACCUGCAAGCUCUACAAUCUCUAAGCUGGAAAGCGAAUCCUCUAGAAUGUCUCUUGCAAAACCGGAAAGCCCUAAAUCUAAAAUGCCAGCACUGUCUACCAACUUAGAAGCUGCACAAGCUUUGCGUAGCUAUGCUAAAAGUACAACACCACAUAGUCUUUCAUACAGUGGCAAAAACCUUUCUAGUCCCCACAGCAGCAGCCCUAACAGGAUUCCUUUAAAAUCUCCAACUAAAACUGUGCCAGCAUCUAUAAACCGAGAUGCAAAACCAACCCAGGAGCUUCCGAGGUACUUGUCCAAAUCUGAAGACAGGAGCCAAUCCCGAGCCAGUAAGAAGAAAAAUUCAUUAGGGGAGAGCCUUCCUCCACCACCUCCAAGGCCUACAGAGUCAGUUGAAGAAAAGAGGCACUCCGCGCCAAGCCCUCAGUCCUCCAUAGAGCAAAAGGUCAUGAAAGGCAUAGAGGAAAACAUGCUGAAGCUUCAAGAACAAGACAAGACUCAAGUACCUGAGGUUAAACAGAAGGCCUCCAGUGGAAUCGCCAACUGGUUUGGCUUGCGUAAAAGUAAGCUGCCAGCUCUUAAUCGAAAACCCGAGGCUUCAAAAGGCAAAGACGAAAAGAGAGAAUGGAAACUCAAUAUAUCCUCAGGGGGAAAGGAUUCUAAAGUGGCUACUAAAAAGCCAGAGAGCGAGAGCUUAAACAUAUCCAUGUUAAUGGAAAAAGCGGAGGGGCUACACAAAGCCCUUGAAGAGGAACGUGCCUAUGUGAAUGGCGUUGCUAUGGACCGACAAGGAAAGGGCCAUUCCUGUGAGGUGGUCAUGGACCAAGCUCAGGGGCAGCUGUCUGUAAUGUACAGGGGUGUGCCAUCAGACAACUUCAUGCAGCAGCUGCUUAACCGGGUGGAUGGAAAGGAUGUUGGCGGUAUCGGUGUGGCUCAUCGACGCUUAUCAUUUGAUUGCAAAACCAGGCCAGUCUUCAGCCAUCAUAUUGCAAGUGCUGUUUGUCAGACCAGAAGUAGUGAGGACAUGGAAAAGGCUGCCUCUUUAAUGACUAAAGUGGAUGGUGUGUCUGAUGAGAACCUGGCUGAUUCAAUUCACCAUGAACACUUUGCAGGCUCUGGAAUUUCCACACACACCCUGGACAGUGGUAUUGGCACGUUUCCUCUUCCUGACUACAGUGUGAACGCUGGAUGUAAAAGUGUUCCCAAAGGGAAGGCCCAAGGGGAGAAUGAUGCUUCUUUUCCUCAGGGACGACAUUGCUCAGGGAUAAAAAUUCCCCAUAAGGCCUGGACCUUGGAAAGAGAGCUGUCUUCUUUGGAGGAAGAUUACAUCAUGGGGCAGGAAUUAAAUAGUACCCUACUGCAGGGCAAACUUGCAUCCAACCAAGUUGCUGAGACGGGCCAAGAAGGAGCUGACGUCUGUGGCAGACCCGUAAGAUCUGGUUCCACAAAGAACUGGACAUUCCCCAACCUCAAAGGAUCAACAGAGCCGUCUGAUGUUUAUCUUGGAGUCGAAGAGGCCUUAGAUUCAGUGAACCAGAAGAGCUCAUUUAGGAGGCGCUCAAAGACCAGUGACUCCCCCAUCAGGCAUGCCAGUGACCCCAGAAGCCUGCCGCAGCCGAGUCAGGUGCGCAGAGGCAAGGCACGUCCUCCUGUCAACCCAGACCUGGGUAGAGAACCUGGGUUAGAGCUGGUGAGAGAAAGGCCUGAUGAUACACUUUCCCCUGGCCACCCCCAGGUCUUAGAGACCCCCGAAUCCCUUAGCGACUCUCUCUAUGACAGCCUGUCCUCCUGCGGUAGCCAAGGCUGAGAGGGGGAGUGCCAGUAGCUGAGUUGGAUAGGAUUUUACUGACCAUGAGGUACUUUUUCUACACCGUAACCUUGGUCGUGUCGGGCAGCAUUUUUAUUUUUAUUUAAAAGCAUUCACAAGACAACACGCUUUUGGCACCAGAGGACACGCACACGACGUGUUCCUGCAAGAAGUCACCUUUUAUCCGAGAGUCACCUUUCUACUGGAUGCAAGCCAGCGUGGACAAGUAUGUGUGGUGGAUUUGAGGAAUUCAUCAAAUUUCCGUUCUCGUCAUUUUUAAUUAUAAUUUUUUUAAACAAACUUACACCGUAUUUUUUCUGAUUCAGGUAGUAGCAGAAUAGACUUGUCACCUUUCGGUCAUUGAAUUGUUUGUCAUGAUUGGUCACUUAAAACCAUUACAGGUCUUCCAUAAACAAACAAAUUCUCAAUUGUCUCUACAUGUACAUUAGCGCACAUCUUUCGUUUAACAUAGUUGUGUAAAGUUAUUGCAAAGUGAAUCGUGUAUAUGUAUGUGAUUUUUGUUGAUAAUUUAAAAUGCAUAUUUUAUGUAAAAACAAAAAAUUAGAUAAAUUGGUGUACAAUUGGAAUUGGACACUGAUUUCCAUUAGGUCCAUUAUCUGUUAGAUGUCAACAACUUGUAGCAAUAAUAAAGUACUAUCCGUGUGUGAUAGCGCUACAGUGUUUUACAGUGAA
Molecule: messenger RNA, 5772 nt
Organism: Silurus meridionalis
Lineage: Eukaryota; Metazoa; Chordata; Actinopteri; Siluriformes; Siluridae
Gene: nckap5l
Product: NCK-associated protein 5-like
Exons: 12
Coding region: 670-5079 (1469 amino acids)
Biological process (GO): microtubule depolymerization; microtubule bundle formation
Cellular component (GO): microtubule plus-end
Source: RefSeq, a predicted model, not a curated record